This is a messenger RNA of Mandrillus leucophaeus (drill), 1567 nucleotides long. It is a transcript of the gene PINX1, whose product is annotated as PIN2/TERF1 interacting, telomerase inhibitor 1. Lineage: Eukaryota; Metazoa; Chordata; Mammalia; Primates; Cercopithecidae. The coding region runs from base 114 to 1133 and encodes 339 amino acids. Gene Ontology annotation, cellular component: nucleolus. The record is from RefSeq and is a predicted model, not a curated record. The transcript is spliced from 7 exons. Gene Ontology annotation, biological process: regulation of ribosome biogenesis. Gene Ontology annotation, molecular function: telomerase inhibitor activity; nucleic acid binding.
UGCAGUCAGCCUGCGAGGGAGUUACGCUGGUCCUGAUUCUCCUGGAGUCUCCUGCCCGCCCAGUGGCCGCAGUCACCCAGGUCCAGAGGCCGCGGUAUCACAGGCUCUCCGACAUGUCUAUGCUGGCUGAGCGUGAGUGUCCGAAGCAGAGGCCCGACCCGGGUCGGCGGAAGCAGAAGUGGGCUGUGGAUCCUCAGAACACUGCCUGGAGUAAUGACGAUUCCAAGUUUGGCCAGAGGAUGCUAGAGAAGAUGGGGUGGUCUAAAGGAAAGGGUUUAGGGGCUCAGGAGCAAGGAGCUACAGAUCAUAUUAAAGUUCAAGUGAAAAAUAACCACCUGGGACUCGGAGCUACCAUCAAUAAUGAAGACAACUGGAUUGCCCAUCAGGAUGAUUUUAACCAGCUUCUGGCUGAACUGAACACUUGCCAUGGGCAGGAAACCGCAGAUUCCUCAGACAAGAGGGAAAAGAAAUCUUUUAGCCUUGAGGAAAAGUCCAAAAUCUCCAAAAACCGUGUUCACUAUAUGAAAUUCACAAAAGGGAAGGAUCUAUCAUCUCGGAGCAAAACAGAUCUUGACUGCAUUUUUGGGAAAAGACAGAGUAAGAAGACUCCCGAGGGCGAUGCCAGUCCCUCCACUCCAGAUGAGAACGAAACCACGACAACCAGUGCCUUCACCAUCCAGGAGUACUUUGCCAAGCGGAUGGCAGCACUGAAGAACAAGCCCCAGGUCCCUGUUCCAGGGUCUGACACUUCCAAGACGCAGGUGGAACACAAAAGGGGGAAGAAAAGAAACAAAGAGGCCACAGGUGAAGAUGUGGAGAGCUACCCCCAGCCUAAGGCCAAGAGGCACAUGGAGGGAAAGCCCGAGAGGGCCAAGGCCCAGGAGCGAGUGGCCAAGAAGAGCGGGCCAGCGGAAGAGCAGCUCAGAGGCCCCUGCUGGGACCAGAGUUCCGAGGCCUCUGCUCCGGAUGCAGGGGACCAUGUGCAGCCACCUGAGGGCGGGGACUUCACCCUGAAGCCCAAAAAGAGGAGAGGAAAGAAAAAGCCGCAAAAGCCAGUAGAGAUAGCAGAGGACGCUACGCCAGAAGAAACGCCGGUGAAAAAGAAGAAGAAGAAGAAGAAAGAUUCCAAAUGAAUCCUCCCCAGCCGGAGCCUUCCGACCACUCAGCUGUUAGGGCACUGCUGGGGCAGACACCUCUGGCCUGAAGUCAGAGCAGAGUUCACCCCAGAGCGUCUGGGCGCAUCUUGUGACAUGCCUGUGGGCUGCUGGGUCCCGCCCUCUCACCACAUCUCCCCCAAGUUACGUUCCCAGGAGGGCCUUUUUGACGUUCUAAAUAGUGGCUCUCAGACACAAAUAAAUUUUCUUGUAAACUUUGAGCCCUUCAGCAAGAGUGUUUAAUUAUAAUCAUUACAAAUACAUGCAUUCAUGUAAGUGUGCACACGUGUGUGCAUGCGCGUGUCUCUGUGUGUGUGUGUGUCACUAUCUCUGUUUGCUCUUGGUUCCCUUCAGUAACAAUGAAUGGUGCUUUCUUCUGAAAGACUCGGCCUAAUUAAAGGAUUAAGAGGCAA